Messenger RNA from Saccostrea cuccullata (small rock oyster), 865 nucleotides. RefSeq names its product neurogenic differentiation factor 1-like. Gene Ontology annotation, biological process: sensory organ development; axon development; positive regulation of transcription by RNA polymerase II. The transcript has a single exon. The record is from RefSeq and is a predicted model, not a curated record. The coding region runs from base 1 to 855 and encodes 284 amino acids. Lineage: Eukaryota; Metazoa; Mollusca; Bivalvia; Ostreida; Ostreidae. Gene Ontology annotation, cellular component: nucleus. Gene Ontology annotation, molecular function: E-box binding; protein dimerization activity; DNA-binding transcription factor activity, RNA polymerase II-specific.
AUGGAGAGCAUAGAAGAUUUCGAAGUCAAUGUGGACCAGAUUGAAGAUGUUGAGGCUGAUGACAGCGGGAUUUGUGAUUUGGACUUAUCUGCGGACUCUUCUAUUAAUUCCAGUUUUCAGACACCGCCGUCAAAAUCUCGGGUCCCUGAAGAUAUUCGUCUUAGAGUAAACAGUCGGGAACGAGAGAGAAUGCACAACUUGAACGCGGCACUGGACAGUUUGAGACAAGUGCUACCUUAUUCUAAUGGUCCAACGGUGAAGAAAUUAUCAAAACUGUCAACACUUCUUUUGGCAAGAAAUUAUGUCAUGGCUCUUACCAAAUCACUAGAGGAACUGAAGAAAAUGGUGAACGAUCUGUCAAGUAAAGGACAACAGAAUGCGACAUUAAACGAUAUUUCAAGACUAUCGAGAAUGGAGAUGGAGGAUCAGCAUAGAAUUCGAAAACCCUACUCCCGGACUGAAAUGUUUCCAAAGUUAAGAUAUUCGCCUUAUCAGACAAAAUCCCCCCGCCGACAAAUAUACGACAUACUUCCAGCAUCGCAUUCGAAUAUCAACCACUCAGGAAUCCCAGAAUACCCUGUGCCUCUUGCAGAAAUUCCCGAUGUUCAAAAUUUGCAGAAAACGGCGGAGAAACCAAAACUUAGUUUUUCCGUGGAGUCGCUCUUGGAGAAACCGACAAAGAAAGAGGACAACCGCCCGAUUCCACAUCAAGACGCACGAGACCAUCCCUCGGGACUUUGGAGUGCGGGGGUGUUUGGGGCGCUUCCUCACGUUCAACCCAGCCCUCACCAUCAUCGUCAUCACGUGCACCCGUUGUCGAAUCCCUAUCAACAAAGUGGAUUAACAUUUAUGUGAAAAAGAAAAG